Messenger RNA from Trichomycterus rosablanca, 1568 nucleotides. RefSeq names its product transforming growth factor, beta receptor 1 b (gene tgfbr1b). Bases 30 to 1520 code for a protein of 496 amino acids. Gene Ontology annotation, cellular component: plasma membrane; activin receptor complex. The record is from RefSeq and is a predicted model, not a curated record. Gene Ontology annotation, biological process: transforming growth factor beta receptor signaling pathway; cellular response to growth factor stimulus; nervous system development. Gene Ontology annotation, molecular function: SMAD binding; ATP binding; transforming growth factor beta receptor activity, type I. Lineage: Eukaryota; Metazoa; Chordata; Actinopteri; Siluriformes; Trichomycteridae. The transcript is spliced from 9 exons.
GUGUAGAUAGAGUAAACUCUAAUAACAGGAUGGAUGUAAUACCCUGUUGUGGCAUUUUUCUCGUGCUGUUUUUCGGAGUUGGGAUUCACCGAUCGGACGCCUUACAAUGUUACUGUCAUCGCUGCCCGAACUCCACAUGCACCACGGACGGUCUGUGUUACAUUGCCAUCACAAAGUCAGGCAGUAAAACGACACAGCAGAGCUGGUGCAUCAGUAAGAACAAGCUGAUACCGCAUGACCGGCCCUUCGUCUGUGCACCCUCCACCAAGGAUGACACGGGCAUCUACCCUAUGUGCUGCAGCACCGACUGGUGCAACAAGAACGCUGACUCCAUAAAGUUUCCAAAUAUAACCGUGAAACCUCCCACACUGGGCCCUGUGGCUCUAGCGGCUGUGAUUGCUGGGCCUGUGUGUGUGUUGUGCUUCGUGCUCGUCACUGUGUUCUAUGUAUGUCACAGUCGCUCAGUCAUCCACCACCGUGUGCCUAAUGAGGAGGACCCCUCCAUGGACCACCCAUUCCUAAAUGUAGGCACAACGCUCAAAGACCUCAUCUAUGACAUGACCACGUCUGGAUCAGGCUCAGGUCUGCCAUUACUGGUGCAAAGGACCAUUGCUAGAACCAUAAUCCUGCAGGAAAGCAUCGGAAAGGGCCGUUUUGGAGAGGUGUGGAGAGGGAAGUGGAGAGGAGAAGAGGUGGCGGUAAAAAUCUUCUCCUCCCGGGAGGAGCGCUCCUGGUUUCGUGAGGCGGAGAUUUACCAGACGGUCAUGCUGCGCCAUGAGAACAUCCUGGGCUUCAUCGCUGCUGAUAACAAAGAUAAUGGAACAUGGACUCAGCUGUGGCUGGUAUCGGAUUACCAUGAGCACGGCUCUCUGUUCGACUACCUGAACAGGUACACGGUGACUGUGGAGGGCAUGAUUAAGCUGUCUCUGUCCACUGCUAGCGGCCUGGCUCAUCUGCACAUGGAGAUUGUAGGAACACAAGGUAAGCCGGCGAUCGCGCACAGAGAUCUGAAAUCUAAGAACAUCCUGGUGAAGAAGAACGGAACAUGCUGUAUCGCAGAUCUCGGCUUGGCGGUCCGUCAUGACUCGGCCACAGACACCAUCGAUAUCGCCCCCAACCACAGAGUCGGAACCAAAAGGUAUAUGGCCCCAGAGGUACUUGACGACUCAAUAAAUAUGAAACAUUUUGAGUCAUUCAAGCGAGCGGACAUUUAUGCCAUGGGUUUGGUCUUCUGGGAAAUUGCUAGCAGAUGUUCUAUUGGAGGCAUUCAUGAAGACUACCAGCUGCCCUAUUACGAUCUGGUGCAGUCAGAUCCAUCAGUGGAGGAAAUGAGGAAGGUGGUGUGUGAGCAGAAAUUACGGCCCAACAUUCCUAACAGAUGGCAGAGCUGUGAGGCUCUGCGGGUGAUGGCAAAGAUCAUGAGAGAAUGCUGGUACGCUAACGGUGCUGCCCGCCUCACUGCCCUGCGCAUCAAGAAGACGCUUUCCCAGCUCAGCCAGCAGGAGGGCAUUAAAAUGUAGGCCUGCUCUUCAGGAGAGUCACUCACCUGAGCAUAUGAUCAUUUUUAU